AUGCUGCUCUCCCUGUCGCUUAUUGGACUCCUCACCCUUGUCGCUGCCUACCCUCAACCUGGCUUACCGGACGCCGCCUUGGGGACGGGGAGAAACAAUGUGAUCAUCCCCAAAAUUCACAGGCGGGUCUUUUCCGAACCUCGACGUCUAGAUAGCGAGUCAACACACCAAGCUGGACUUGAGCGUCAACCUCAGCCGGAACCCAAUACAUUGAUGCCUGCUUCAAAGGCUAUACCUUACCUUAACGCCUUGGAUCCUGAGACGGGGUCCAAAUACUUCAGUUUCGACCUCGCGAAUAGUGAUCCAGAUGGCAACGAGGUGACCACGGGGUCGGGAGACCAGGAGACUUCGGACCAAGCGACGACCGCUGCACCGUCGACCGUACCGAGCUCAACGCAGAUCCCUGGACCACACACCACAAACUUUCAAGCUGGAUCGCUUCCUUCAGCCAUCAUUCCGCCUUACUAUUCGGCGGAUGGACCUGGUGGACCUCUCGAUAAGGCUGACAUAGCGACGAUGCCAGAUUCAGGUGCGGCGGCAAGAGGUGCCAUCCCAGUGGUAGGAGCCACAAUCGUGUUCACGGUCGUGUCCUUGGUUGCUGGAACUAUGGGGGCGUUGUAG
Molecule: messenger RNA, 621 nt
Organism: Kockovaella imperatae
Lineage: Eukaryota; Fungi; Basidiomycota; Tremellomycetes; Tremellales; Cuniculitremaceae
Exons: 2
Coding region: 1-621 (206 amino acids)
Source: RefSeq, a predicted model, not a curated record